UUCUCUGGUUGUUCUCUAAAGGUGCUGGUAAGAGUUCACUUGUCAAUAUGCUUGCGUCGGUGGUUAGUCAGAGUACGCAAUCACCGUGUCAUGUUGCCACCACAGCUAGCUCAGACGAAGGCUGCACUCGCUACGUGAGUCCAGGCUGGCAUUUCGGCGGUGUGUGCCUUGUCGACACCCCGCCCAUGGUCGUCUCAGACAAUGCCGAUGCUGCUGCUGUGGAGCUGGAGAUGAAACUGUGGGCGUACGGCGUGCUCGAGGGUCGUCUGAAUCACAAUGAGGACAUGCGACAGCUGAGCGAUGAGCGGCUUUCCGAGAUCACUGAGUGCCGUGCUGAGGCUCGCCCGUUGGCUGAACAAAUCCACGGCCUCAUCAUCGUGAUUGACGAGGGGAAAAUUCCACUCAACGGCGACCUCAGUGCUAGCAACUACCCGAGAAGGCUCAAGGACUUCUACCGGAAGUUCACCAAGAACAGGCUGCGCUUCCGCGGAAUGGAGCCGCUGGUGGUGGUGACCAACUGUGCCAAGCAUCCGUCAGAGAUGUACAUUGAUGCCGUUGUGCAACUAUCGAGAGCCAUGCAUGGAUCGCGGUUCUUCCUCGACAAUCAGUUAGGAAAAGAGCGUCAGUAUUCUGAUUCCAUGCAGCUUGAAGCACUGGAAAUACUCUCUGUUGUCACAAACCAUGCUGAACUGUUCAUCCUUCGCCGCCAGCAACUUGAGAAGCAGCAGAGGGAAGACGCAACCAUCACGGAUUCCACCCCGUUAGACAUCAUGCUCAGCAAGACGUUGUCAAGCUACGGCUUCAACAAGAACAGGUUACUAACGAUGGCACAGACACUGCAGUCGCGUGGUAUCAACAGCAAACGAGGCCUUCUCGACAGCUGGGACGUUGCGCGAAGUGCCAUCGGCUCAAACACGGUCCUCUUCGACAAGCUACAGGAGGAAAUGAGGAGACAGCAUGGACUGGUUUUUGCGCAGUGAGGUCCGUGUUUGGAAAUCACUGGUCUGAAUGUGAGAAGUGCUGCUAGUUAUUUGUGUGUGUGUGUGUGUGUGUGGUGUGUGUGUGUGUGUGCACGCGCGCGUGGGCGUGUGUGUGUGCAGUUUAUUCGUGUGAGCUCACGAUUAUCCGGCAAUUUCUCAAUUCGAGCCCAUGUAAGCGUUCCUGAGCAUGCCCGCCCGCGCGCGCGCGUCCGUGCACAAUGGUGGGUGUACACAGCAUGCUUGGCACUGCCGGGUGAACGUGUUGCGCUCACUCAGUAAACACCGAGAGAAUGCGUCCGGUUCUCGCCACGUGCGCUUGCCACCACAGUUGAAGGAAAUGUGCUACACUGAGGUGUGCAACGUGUGCUUAGGAAUAACUGUCCUUUCAGCGGUUUGCUUUGUGUUAUCACGUAUAGCUGCACGGUGUUAGUCGGUGUGGAGUUCUGGAGGAAAGCGCUUUGUCUGCCGUAACAUGAUUUGGUGUCCGUUGACUGCGAACGGGCUGGGCUGGCCUGCGCUUCUUCUACUAGUCUAUGUCGUCUCUAGGCUUGCCUGUUUUCAAACUUCCUCUGUAAAGAUGUUCAUUGCCAUAAUAAAUUAUAGUUUUCAAUAUCACAAUUUAAAUUUGUCCUCAGACUUUUCUCGUUUGCGUCUUUCCCUCAAACCAAUGAAUACAGAUUUGUUUUAUAUGAAAGAUUUUUAUAGGCCGGCCCUUUCUUUUCGAACUUAUUUUAUUCCUGCUACUAUUAUAAUGCAAAUUUCACUUUGCACUUUUACAAUCUCCCCUCCAUUUCCCCUACAAUUGAUGUAUCUCUUCGAUGAUGCAACUUCUCUGAUUGUGUUAUCUCAGCAGUUACUUGAGCAAUCUCUGCAAAAACCUUAAGGCAGCUGGAUUGUUUUAUUGAAAAUUCGCAUGUUUGAAAGUCUCCUCACUACCAGA
Molecule: messenger RNA, 1920 nt
Organism: Sycon ciliatum
Lineage: Eukaryota; Metazoa; Porifera; Calcarea; Leucosolenida; Sycettidae
Exons: 6
Coding region: 48-980 (310 amino acids)
Source: RefSeq, a predicted model, not a curated record